AUACUUCUAUUUAAUUAAACUACACACACUAACUCUCUUUAGCAUUACUUCCUUCAUGGCCAAACCCUCCGAGCCAACCAGAGACUCCCACGUGGCAGUUCUCGCUUUCCCCUUCGGCACUCAUGCAGCUCCUCUCCUAGCCAUCACGUGCCGUCUCGCCACCGCUGCUCCCUCCACUGUCUUCUCCUUCUUCAACACCGCACGAUCCAACUCGUCGUUACCCUCCUCUGAUCUUCCCGCGAACAUUCGAGUCCACAACGUCGCUGACGGUGUUCCUGAGGGAUACAUGUUGACGGGGAAUCCACAGGAAGCGGUUGAGCUGUUUCUUGAAGCGGCACCGGAGAUUUUCCGGAGAAAAAUCAAGGCGGCGGAGACGGAAGUUGGUAGGAAAGUCAAGUGCAUCCUUACGGAUGCGUUCCUCUGGUUCGCAGCGGAGACGGCGGCGGCGGAGAUGAAAGCGUCGUGGGUUGCGUACUAUGGAGGCGGAGCAAACUCGCUCACUGCUCAUCUCUAUACAGAUGUCAUCAGAGAAAACGUCGGUGUCAAAGAUGAGCGUAUGGAGGAGACAUUAGGGUUUAUUUCAGGAAUGGAGAAGAUCAGAGUCAAAGACACACCAGAAGGAGUUGUGUUUGGGAACUUAGACUCUGUUUUUUCUAAAACGUUGCACCAAAUGGGUCGUGCUUUACCUCGUGCCAAAGCUGUUUUCAUAAAUUCCUUUGAAGAAUUGGAUCCUACAUUUACAAAUGAUUUCAGUUCGAAAUUCAAACGUUACCUAAGCAUCGGUCCUCUCGCUUUAUUAUCUUCUCCAUCGCAAACAUCCACACUAGUGCAUGAUCCUCACGGUUGCUUGGCUUGGAUCGAGAAGCGAUCCCCUGCAUCUGUAGCGUACAUUGCCUUCGGUAGAGUCGCGACACCGCCUCCUGGAGAGCUUGGGGCGAUAGCACAAGGAUUGGAAUCGAGUAAAGUGCCUUUUAUUUGGUCGCUCCAAGAGAAAAACAUGGUUCAUUUACCAAAAGGGUUUUUGGAUCGGACAAGAAAGCAAGGGAUGGUGGUCCCAUGGGCACCACAAGUGGAGCUGCUAAACCAUGAAGCAACGGGUGUCUUUGUGUCGCAUGGUGGGUGGAACUCAGUGUUGGAGAGUGUGUCGGCAGGUGUACCGAUGAUUUGCAGACCGAUUUUCGGGGAUCAUGCGGUCAAUGCAAGAUCUGUGGAGGCUGUGUGGGAAAUUGGAAUGACGAUUAUUGAUGGAGUUUUCACAAAGGAUGGAUUUAAGGAGAGUUUGGAUCGGGUUUUGGUUCAAGAUGAUGGCAAGAAGAUGAAGGGUAAUGCUAAGAAACUGAAAGAACUAGCGCAUGAAGCUGUCACUACCAAAGGAAGCUCCUUCGAGAAUUUCGCAGGAUUGUUGGACGAGGUUGUGAAAGUUUUAAUUUAAACUGAGUUGGAUAAAGAUUAAUAAACAACAGCUACUAGU
Molecule: messenger RNA, 1471 nt
Organism: Arabidopsis arenosa
Lineage: Eukaryota; Viridiplantae; Streptophyta; Magnoliopsida; Brassicales; Brassicaceae
Source: the annotation of a GenBank genome assembly